Messenger RNA from Helianthus annuus (common sunflower), 1174 nucleotides. Its product is annotated as leucine-rich repeat extensin-like protein 3. The transcript has a single exon. NCBI's taxonomy places the organism in Eukaryota, Viridiplantae, Streptophyta, Magnoliopsida, Asterales, Asteraceae. Gene Ontology annotation, biological process: plant-type secondary cell wall biogenesis. The record is from RefSeq and is a predicted model, not a curated record. The coding region runs from base 1 to 975 and encodes 324 amino acids.
AUGGCUUCUCCUCUUACUCAAUCCUUGUUCCCUCAUUUUCCACCACCAUCUCCCACCACAACACCACCACCUGCUCCCACUACACCAUCAAAACCGCCGCCUCAUUUCAUCCCACCUCCUCAUUUCGUACCCACACCACCACAUACGCUCCCACCACCAUCACCUCCUCAUUUCAUCCCCACACCACCACAUAAUGUCCCACCACCUUCGCCACAUCAUUCAGUCCCACCACCACAUGCGGUCCCACCACCAUCACCUCCUCAUUUCGUCCCCACACCACCACAUAAUGUCCCACCACCUCAUUCGGUCCCACCACCACAUGCAGUUCCUCCACCAUCGCCCCCUCAUUCUGUCCCCACACCACCACAUGCGGUCCCACCACCAUCGCCUCCUCAUUCGGUUCCACCACCACCUCAUACGGUCCCACCACUAUCGCCUCCUCAUUUUGUCCCCCCACCACCACAUACCAUUUCACCACCACCACAUACGGUCCCACCUCCUCCUCCUCAUAUCGCCCCCCCACCGCCCCAUACCAUCUCACCGCCACCACCACACACCUUCCCGCCACCUCCACCACAUACCCUCCCGCCACCUCCACCACCUCCAAGCAACCAUUCCACAGUAAUCGUGGUGGUGUUCGUCUCAUGCGGUGGUGUUUUCUUCUUGGCAUUCAUGAUGGCGGCAUUGUGGUGCUUUCUCAAGAAGAGGAAGAAGAUGGUUAGAAAAGCCGAAAACAUCCAUUUCGACGAACACCGAAAGGUGACAGAAAGAAUUGUACAAGGGCCACACGGGACUGAAACCGCAAUUCUUUCCGAGGAAGAUGAUAUUCACAUUGAAGAAGAUAUCAGGAAGAGCGAGCUCGAAAACUUCCGACAAGGGUUGCAUUUGAAAUAUGGGGACACCUACAACAUUGGUGGUCCGGCUGAUCCCGGAAAACCGUCGUCUAGUUCCGGUCAUCACUACCUGCAUGGCUAGAAGUACGUUGCUACAACGGCAAAACCUUCAUUUCUCCUUAAAUAACAAUAUGCUGUUGUGUUGUGAAAUUUCAUUUAUUCUUGCUUCAUGUGUAUGAAUUUAAUGGACAACAAAAAUGGCCCUUGUUUUCAAAUUUUCUUUUGUUUUACGUCAACUUUUAUUAUAUUUUUAUGUACUUGGAAAGUUUUUAACGGCUUAA